Messenger RNA from Lutzomyia longipalpis, 2237 nucleotides. It is a transcript of the gene Cht2, whose product is annotated as probable chitinase 2. Gene Ontology annotation, cellular component: extracellular region. NCBI's taxonomy places the organism in Eukaryota, Metazoa, Arthropoda, Insecta, Diptera, Psychodidae. Bases 740 to 2203 code for a protein of 487 amino acids. Gene Ontology annotation, molecular function: chitinase activity; chitin binding. The record is from RefSeq and is a predicted model, not a curated record. The transcript is spliced from 5 exons. Gene Ontology annotation, biological process: chitin catabolic process; carbohydrate metabolic process.
UCUCCUCAGUCUACCUGGCUAUGUUGAAGCAUAAGGUACGUGAUCAGAGUCUUUUUCCACACUCGCGCGCGAGAUAUUCUCAACCCAAGGAUUCCUAAGAACACGACAAUAGUUUAAAAAAAAAGUAAAUUAAUUAAUUACAAAUCCUUGAUCAAUUUAUAUGAUUCAUGUGGCAUUCUGUAGCAUAAAAAUUGUGUGAGAACUUUAAAAGUGAAAGAGAACAUUUUCUUAUGCUCCAUUGAGCUGAUCGCGGCCUGAUCGUAAAGGCGUGCUUCUUGAGAAAACUAAAAAGAAGAAAAAAAUAACAAAGAUCUGUCUCACUCUCACUUCUUUGCCAUUUGCCCAGCUCUUGAGGAGUGGUGUAGGUAAACCGGUUUAAGGUGCCCUGAGCAACAGAGUAAAAGAUCUUAGAAACACGUUGAAGUCACUACAAGAAAAGGAAGCCCAAGAAGUUGGUCAGAAUAGUAUUAUAGGUACUCCUCUUCCAACUCCCGCAUUAUUGUUUCCCGCGCAAUGAAUAUGCUCAAGACAGCAUAGAGUGGCUGUGAGAGCAACCUUGUAAUUCUUAUCGUGGGAUUUGUGUGGGAAAAAAUCCUCCAGCACCCCAAGCAGAGACAAUUGGAUAAAAAGUCUGCAUUUUCUUAACUUUUAUUGAAAAAGAAGAAAAAAAACUUUCCGUGUGUGUGAAUGAAAGUUGUGCGCGAUUUUUUAUUAUUAUAUUCAUUUUCGUGUGCGUUGGAUGAAGAAAAGUGAAGGAAAGAUGAAGGAAAUCUCUGUGUUACUCAAUCAACAUUUCUCUGUGAUCAUCUUGGUGGUUUUUUUGCUGGCUAGCAGCGUGCAAAAUGUCAUCGCCAAUGGAACAGGACCAUCGCACGACAAAGUUGUGGUUUGCUAUAUAGGCACAUGGGCAACAUAUCGACCGGGUUUUGGAUCUUUUACAUUGGAUCAUGUUGAUCCGAACCUCUGCACCCACCUGAUCUAUGCUUUUGCCGGCUUGGACACUGACUCGGAUGGAAUUAAGGCUCUCGAUCCAUGGCAGGAUUUGAAGGAUAAUUACGGAAAGGGUGGCUUUGAGAAGCUGACGGCAAUGCGCAAGACACAUCCCCAUUUGAAAGUCACCCUAGCCAUUGGGGGUUGGAACGAGGGUUCAUUAAAAUACUCACAAAUGGCUGCAAAUCCAGCACGGAGGGCAAAAUUCGUUAAGAACGCCGUUGAAUUCGUAAAACGUUUCAAUUUUGAUGGACUCGAUCUUGAUUGGGAGUACCCAACACAGAGGGAUGGUAAGCCCGAGGAUAAGGAGAACUUUGUGAGCCUUGUUAUGGAGUUGAAGAGUGAAUUCCGUAAGCAUGAUCUUCUUCUUACAUCCGCCAUUGGGGCGUCUAAGAAGAUGAUCGAUGAGGCGUAUGAUGUGAAGACUCUGUCCAACUAUCUGGACUUUAUGCACAUCAUGUGCUACGAUUACUCUGGCAGCUGGGACAAGAAAGUCGGACCAAAUGCUCCAUUGGAUAACAAUGGAAUCUUGGAUAUUAGCACAACAAUUUCUCACUUGCUGGCCAGAGGAGCAUCCCCGUCAAAGCUAGUCCUGGGACUUCCAUUCUACGGCCGUACGUUCAUAGCUCAGGGUGAGGGGUACUUUGGUGAUCCAACAGACGACAAAGGCUUCCCAGGGCCGUAUACGAAGGAAAGUGGAUUUAUGGGCUACAAUGAGAUUUGUGCAGCAAUUCAAGAUCCCUCAGCUGCCUGGACUGUUUCCUGGGACGCAGCUACAGAUCAAGCGGUGGCGAGGCAGAAGGGCGCCGAAACGGGUGAAACAAAGGUCGUCACCUUCGACAGUAGCCGAUCGAUUGCCAAUAAAAUUCGCUACGCCAUUAAGCAUAAACUUGCGGGGGCUAUGGUGUGGUCAAUUGACACUGAUGACUUCCUCGGGAACUGCAAGCCGGAUAAUGAGACAUUUGUGGACUUCGUAUCGCGACCAGGAGUUAAGUUGACCUUCCCACGACGACCAAAGGGCAACUAUCCCCUUCUCAGGACAAUCAAUGAGGCUCUCGUUGUGGCACAGAGCGAAGCAGAUCAACUCCGUGACAUCAAGGAGCAUGAGAAGGAAAAUGAAAUACCUCAUGGGGCAUCAGCUAAAAUUACCCAAAUAUACUUUCUGCCAAUUUUUGUGAUUAUUCCUGUAUUCCGCAGCUUAUUCUCUUCCUAGGAGGGUGUAUAUUCAAUAAAAUUGAAAAUUGGAA